UCUGAAUCUGGGUCACAUGAGAAGGAGAUGGCAGGCAACGCUGCUUCAUCCUAGGACUUUCAGAAAAAAGAUCCAGAAAACUAGGCACAAACCGAGAUUAGAGGGAGUGAGUGAAUGAGAUCAAGAGAAUGAAACAACUCUGCUGUCCCGUAGUGUCUUGUUUUUCUCUAUUGCUAAGAAAACACAGUAGUAAUAGAAGUAGUAGCAAUGGUAGAGGUUUAACUCCAUUUCUAUCUUUUGGUAUAUUAGGAUUUACAUUCUUUGCAGUUGUCUUCAUUUAUGGUGAAGAUUUACAUUGUUUCUUCAGUAUACAGCAACACGAUGGAGCUACUGUUGUAUCAUCAAAUUUUCAGCAAAGCCGUCAACACCAUCUUGACCAAGAUUCGGUAAAUCCCCAUCCUUUCUAUAAUCCUCAACAACCGAAUCCGCCAUCAAUAUCACCAAUGCCCAGAACAAAAACAGCCUUGGCGCCAACAAAGACUGAUGAUCAUGUAGGAGGAGUUGAAGAGGAGUGUGAUUUGUUUAGUGGAAAAUGGGUAUGGGAUGAACCGAAUCGGCCGCUUUAUGAAGAAUCCGAAUGUCCAUACAUACAACAACAAUUUUCUUGUCAAGCACAUGGCAGACCUGAUAACAGUUACCAGUUUUGGAAAUGGCAACCCCAUGGUUGUUCCCUUCCAAGCUUCAGUGCAAGUAUUAUGCUGGAGAAGCUUAGAGGAAAGAGGAUGCUGUUUAUAGGCGACUCUCUAAACCGGGGUCAGUUCUUUUCUUUCGUGUGUCUCCUUCAAAGAUUGAUUCCAGAACGUUCCAAGUCCAUGACAACCUACGAAUCCUUCACUGUCUUCCGAGCUGAGAACUACAAUGCAACAAUUGAAUUUCACUGGGCUCCGUUUCUUCUCGAAUCGAACUCUGACAAUCGUGCCAACCUUCAAAAGAAAAAAAAGAGAAUUGUUCGCAAGGAAACUAUAAAUAAGCUCAGCGAGUAUUGGAAAGGUGCGGACAUUUUGGUGUUUAAUACAUACAUAUGGUGGAUAACAGGCUCAAAAUUUAAGAUACUGCUUGGAUCUUUCGAACAAGAGAAGAAAGAUAUAGUUGAGAUGGAAACAGGAGAUGCAUAUCGAAUGGCAAUGGAGACUUUGCUUAAAUGGGUCGAGACAAAUACGGAACGUAACAAAACAAGGGUCUUCUUUACAGGCAUGUCACCCUCCCAUGGAAGGAGUUCGGAAUGGGGAGGUGAUACAGAUGGGAAUUGUUACAACCAAACGAGUCCAAUCGAAGAUCCAUCCUACUGGGGAUUUGGAUCGCGUAAGAGCAUAAUGAGAGUAAUCGAAGAUGUUUUUAGCAAAAGUAAGGUACCCAUUACAUUUCUAAACAUCACUCAAUUGUCAGAAUAUCGGAAAGAUGCACAUACGUCCAUCUACAAGAAUCAGUGGAAACCACUGACGCCGGAGCAGUUAGCGAACCCAGUACACUAUGCGGAUUGCACACAUUGGUGUUUGCCUGGAUUGCAAGACACCUGGAAUGAGCUUCUAUACGCCAAGCUCCUCCAUCUUUAGUCAUGCGAUAUAUAAAUUCUUUAGCGUCCCUUUCACGGGAUGAAACUAAUUAGAGAGUUGUCUAUAGGAUUUCUGGUUUCUUUUACAUUAAAAAUGCUAAUAGUUCAAAGAAUUUGUAUGGAGAGAAUAUUUCAUACACAACUAACUGUAAUGAUAUAGAUGAUUAUUGUGAUU
Molecule: messenger RNA, 1727 nt
Organism: Papaver somniferum (opium poppy)
Lineage: Eukaryota; Viridiplantae; Streptophyta; Magnoliopsida; Ranunculales; Papaveraceae
Product: protein trichome birefringence-like 33
Exons: 6
Coding region: 129-1553 (474 amino acids)
Cellular component (GO): Golgi apparatus
Molecular function (GO): O-acetyltransferase activity
Source: RefSeq, a predicted model, not a curated record